Zalophus californianus (California sea lion) is the source of this 1330-nucleotide messenger RNA. RefSeq names its product pirin (gene PIR). Lineage: Eukaryota; Metazoa; Chordata; Mammalia; Carnivora; Otariidae. The record is from RefSeq and is a predicted model, not a curated record. Gene Ontology annotation, cellular component: nucleus. Bases 271 to 1143 code for a protein of 290 amino acids. Gene Ontology annotation, biological process: monocyte differentiation. Gene Ontology annotation, molecular function: quercetin 2,3-dioxygenase activity. The transcript has 10 exons.
CCCUCCCCGCCCUGAGCUCAGCGCCCGCGCCCAGCGCCGCCGCCCCAGCCGCCGCAGCUGCGUGGGGACCGCAGGCCCGCGGGGGUGCUGAGCUCACUGCGCGGGACCCCGCCUUCCUCAGCCCGCCGUCGACUCCCGGGGGAGGCUCCUGGGAGGGGACGGGAGAUGCUUCAGUAGGUCUCUGACACUGGGCGAAGGUGGUAGGCCGCUUUCCUGUCUGCCAAGCACUGCGAUCUGCUUAGCAUCGGAACACUCUCUUUGGACUUCGACAUGGCAUCCUCCAAGAAGGUUACCCUGUCAGUGCUGAGCCGGGAGCAGUCGGAAGGGGUUGGAGCCAGGGUCCGCAGAAGCAUUGGCAGACCCGAGUUAAAAAAUCUGGAUCCAUUUUUACUGUUUGAUGAAUUUAAAGGAGGUAGACCAGGCGGAUUUCCUGAUCACCCACAUCGAGGUUUUGAGACAGUAUCUUACCUCCUGGAGGGCGGCAGCAUGGCCCAUGAAGAUUUCUGUGGACAUGUUGGUCACAUGAACCCAGGAGACCUGCAGUGGAUGACCGCAGGCCGGGGAAUUCUGCACGCCGAGAUGCCUUGCUCAGAAGAGCCAGCCCAUGGCCUCCAACUGUGGGUUAAUUUGCGAAGCUCAGAGAAGAUGGUGGAGCCUCAGUACCAGGAGCUGAAGAGUAAAGAAAUCCCCAAACCCAGUAAGGAUGGUGUGACGGUUGCCGUCAUUUCUGGAGAAGCCCUGGGAAUAAAGUCUAAGAUUUACACUCGCACACCAACCUUAUAUUUGGACUUCAAAUUGGACCAUGGAGCAAAGCAUUGCCAGCCUAUUCCUAAAGGAUGGACAAGCUUCAUUUACACCAUAUCUGGGAAUGUGUAUAUUGGGCCUGAUGAUGCACAGCAAAAAAUAGAACCUCAUCACACAGCAGUGCUGGGGGAAGGUGACAGUGUCCAGGUGGAGAACAAGGAUCCUGAGAGAAGCCACUUCGUCCUAAUUGCUGGGGAGCCAUUAAGAGAACCAGUUGUCCAACAUGGUCCAUUUGUGAUGAACACCAAUGAAGAGAUUUCUCAGGCCAUUCUUGAUUUCAGAAAUGCGAAAAAUGGGUUUGAAAGAGCCCAAACCUGGAAAUCAAAGAUUGGAAACUAGUGAAGAGCACCAGACCAGGUCUCCGUGCUUUCUAGAAUUUUGCCCGUGGUCGCAUCCGUCCAUUCAGCACAUUGAGUUUCCAAAGCUGACUGAGCUGAUGCUUCUAAAGUGAUAACACGGUUUUUAUAGCAAUGCACACGAGAUAUUUCCUGGUCCAUGCAAAUAAACCUAAUUGUUGCUUUAAAAA